AUGGCCGCUAGUGCAAUUUAUAUCUUCUACACGAUCUUAAAUUACUACGACUUUGAAGAAGCAUUUGUGAAAUCUUUGUUCAUAGAGAACUACCUAUGCAAGUGGAAUGAUUCUAUCCCCCGCAACAACCAAAGUCAGUACAUCAUUCACCUAUGCUACAAUGGUGUUCUCCCUCACGAUCCUCAAACCAAGCCACCGACAAUCAACGAGAUGAAGAUCCGAUCCAAAGGACGCAACAUUUCACUGACUUUCGAAGAACUAGCUGAAAUACCCGAUGCUGAGUGGCUCAAGAAAUUCGACGCAUCUGUGUACGACCUGUAUCCACAGACCAUCUCCGCAAGGGAUUCUAUUCGACGAAUACUCAUGGGAUUGCCACUACUCGAGUUACCAAUGACCGAUCCUGUAGCUUCGAACUCCUCUUCUGGAAACAGCGUUUCCGUUAUUCUUCCCAUUGGUACACGACAGCACCUUCGGCAGCUCUUCAAUUUCAGUGGCAGUGGCCUCGACGUACACCUGGUUUUCUCAGUUGGACUACCCAAAUCCUCGGGAAGCAACGUGUUUCAGCGUGAUGGAUUUAACGUGACACUUGGUGGACGCUCGGGUAAAUUGUACAAAGAUACUGAAGAAUACCGGAAUAUGACGAGGCGCGCUCUUGAUGAGGAAAUGAGGAGAUAUGGCGACUUAAUUGUUGGCAAUUAUGAGGACACGUAUUUCAACUUGACGCUGAAAAUGUUCUACACGUUUCAGUGGGCCGCCAGAUUCUGUCGACCCUACCACCCCACAUUCGUCUUCAAUGACGACGACUUCGCGUUUAAUACACAGAAGUUGAUGGAAUUUAUCCGCAGUAAAAGCCCACAACAACGUGAGACAUUGAAUCACGGUCUCGCCGUGCCUUAUAAUCCCGUUCACCGUCCGAGAUCUUCCCUCCAACAAUGGGCAUUUUCGAAACGCGAGAUUCCUUGGCCAAUACACCUCCCCGGAAGAAAGAAGACGCGGAUUAAUAAACCAGGGAAGAUCAAAGAUGCCCUUAAUUCCGAAGACAUAGCUAGCGAUGACUUGAAAUAUUUUGUCAUCUAUGCGCAAUUUCAGCAGAAUUACAACCUUUCUGUCACGAAAUUCUGCAAGUGGAAUGAUUCUAUCCACCACAACGGCCAAGGUCAGUACAUCAUUCACCUAUGCUACAACGGCGUCCUCCCUCACAAUCCUCGACUUAAACCACCGACAAUCAACGAGAUGAAGAUCCGAUCCAACGGACGCAACAUUUCACUGACUUUCGAAGAACUAGCUGAAAUACCCGAUGCUGAGUGGCUCAAGAAAUUCGACGCAUCUGUGUACGACCUGUAUCCACAGACCAUCUCCGCAAGGGAUUCUAUUCGACGAAUUCUCCUGGGAUUGCCACUACUCGAGCACCCAGUCUACAAUCCCACUCUCCACUAUCUCCAAGUUCCCUCAAAGACAUGUCCUCCUCAAACAUUACAACAUACUCCGGGCAACCUGUCCAACAAUGCCUCUCACGAUGUCGUGAUCAUUUACAAAUCAGCAGUCUACAACUUCCACGCCCGACAGCACCUUCGGCAGCUCUUCAAUUUCAGUGGCAGUGGUCUCGACGUACACGUGGUUUUCUCAGUUGGACUACCCAAAUCCUCAGGAGGCAACGUGUUUCAGCGUGAUGGAUUUAAUGUGACGCUAGGUGGACGCUCGGGUAAAUUGUACAAAGAAUACAAGGUAUACCGGAAAAAAAUUAGGCGAGCUUUGGAUGAUGAGAUGAUC
Messenger RNA from Mesocestoides corti, 1770 nucleotides. NCBI's taxonomy places the organism in Eukaryota, Metazoa, Platyhelminthes, Cestoda, Cyclophyllidea, Mesocestoididae. The record is from the annotation of a GenBank genome assembly.